This is a messenger RNA of Rosa chinensis, 728 nucleotides long. Its product is annotated as sterol carrier protein 2. Gene Ontology annotation, cellular component: cytosol. The transcript is spliced from 3 exons. Bases 147 to 521 code for a protein of 124 amino acids. Lineage: Eukaryota; Viridiplantae; Streptophyta; Magnoliopsida; Rosales; Rosaceae. The record is from RefSeq and is a predicted model, not a curated record.
AUCCCCCAACCAACAAACCAACCAACCAACCAACCUGAUAAACCACUGUACGAAUUGAAAGUUUGAAACGAUAAUAAAACGACGCAGUUCCCAUCUUGCUGUCGUUGUCGGCCAAGAAAAACAGAUCGAGCACACAAGGAAGAAGAAUGGGGAGCAACGACGAGCUCAAGUCGGAGGCUUUGCUGGAGCUGAUGAAGCAGCACCUCAACACCGACGCCGGAAAAGCCAUCGUCGAGAAGAUCGGUCUCGUUUAUCAGAUCAACAUCGCACCCCAGAAAAUUGGGUUCAAUGAGGUGAUUUAUACCAUUGAUUUUAAGAAAGGGGAGGUCAAGAAAGGGGCGUAUGAAGGAGGAAAGGCGGAUGCGAUAUUUUCGUUCAAGGACGAGGAUUUCGUGAAGAUUGCGCUGGGGAAGAUGAAUCCGCAGAUUGCUUUCAUGAGGGGCGCCAUGAAGAUUAAGGGCAGCUUGAGCGCGGCCACCAAAUUCACACCUGACAUAUUCCCCAAGCCUUCCAAGAUGUGACUCACUACUUUGUAUCCAGGGGCCUUAAUUACUUGGCUCCAAUAAGUUUCUGAAAUACUAGGUACUUGAAGGAAUUUUAGGUAGAAAUCCAUUGGAGGGUCUCAAUAAGCUGCCUAAUUAGAUGGGCACUCUUGAUGGCUUUAGAAUCUGUAUUUGCUUUUCAGUUGCAUAUUAAAUCUGUCUCCUGCCUCUUGUUAUGUUUAUUCA